Messenger RNA from Quercus lobata, 1047 nucleotides. RefSeq names its product protein ACCELERATED CELL DEATH 6-like. Gene Ontology annotation, molecular function: protein binding. The coding region runs from base 1 to 1047 and encodes 348 amino acids. The record is from RefSeq and is a predicted model, not a curated record. The transcript has 2 exons. Gene Ontology annotation, cellular component: plasma membrane. NCBI's taxonomy places the organism in Eukaryota, Viridiplantae, Streptophyta, Magnoliopsida, Fagales, Fagaceae.
AUGGGUAAUAAGGAAUUUGUCAAGCUCCUUUUAGAAAAGCUCGUUUUAGAAAAGGACAUGUCCCCAGCAUAUGUAAGAAACGAAGAAGGUUUAUCUGUUCUUCACAUUGCGGCCAAGAAAGGCAAUGUUGAUGUAAUGGAACAACUCAUGGAAGCAUGUCCAGAUAUGUCCGAGUUGUUGGACAAGAAGGGUCGGAAUGUUCUUCAUGCUGCUGCAGAGAGUGGAAUGUCAGAAGUAUUUCGCUUUUUUAAGGGGGCAGAGUUUGGGAGUCUCAUUAACGAGCAGGACGAAGAAGGAAACACGCCUAUGCAUUUGGUGGCCAUCAAUGGGCAUCACUGGAAUGUACUUCAUACUAGUGUUCAAUUAAACAUUACAAACGAUGAGGGCUUCACCAACAUGGACUAUUUUUUGUUAGAAGACAAGUUACAAGACAUGAGCCCACUGUGGUGGAAGGGCUGUCGACCAAGCCUUAGGGGAGCACUCUUAAAGAUGGGCAUUCGGAGUUUGGACCCUAGAAGUAAACGAAAACUGGCUGUUGAUGUCGUUGGAGACGACAAAAGCAAAGGCAAGGAAGGCUCUGUAUCAGAUUUUUGGAAGCGAAUGAGCGAGGCCAAUUUGUUGGUAGUCACUCUCAUUGCUACUGUGACCUUCGCGGCAGCUUUCACAAUGCCUGGUGGAUAUAACCAAAACGAAAGUGAGAAUGGGGAUGCCGGCUUGGCAGUACUAAGGAAAAGAACUGCUUUUGGUGUAUUUCUAAUAGCUAAUACUUUAGCUUUUGGUCUUUCCACUACCUCAGUAUUCCUCCACUUUUUUGCUUCAGCAACGAUUAAGGACGACACUUUUCACAAAAAAGUGGCACGACGUAUUUCUUUUUACACAAACUGGUCUAUUGGAGCCUUGCUGUUAGCUUUUAUUGCAGGCACCUAUACAGUGGUGCCACACUCCUUGGGGAUUACUGUGGCCGUUCUCCUUUGUGGUUGCUUCCUAAGUAACAUGUUAUUUCCUCUCUCAAUAAAGAAGGAGGAAAAAUUACUGUUUGAAAACUAA